UAACAUACAGUAUGCUUCAUUUCAUCCAGAAAUUUUCUCAGGCAUCUUCCAAGGAAUCACUCCUGAUAAGACUUGGAACCAUAUGGAGUGCAAGGGAUCAAACCACUUGCAAGAUACUGAAGUCUCCUUUUACAGUCAGAAGAAGGUUCAGUAUAAGAACAGAUACACUUGGUCUCAAGACAUGUCUCCAGAAAUAUACCCCCCCCCUUUGUUUCCAAGGCAUUGUCUUCUCUCGCCAUACCCACUGUUUACAAGCAAGAUUCAGAACUAUCAUACUUCUCCUUGCAACUUUAAGAAGCAAAAGCAACCAGUACCUCCAACCAGGCCACCAAGCAGCAUCACUUACCUCCCUGACAGCCCAAAGCCAGCAUUAUACUUAACUCUGGCAGGACUAAUCCCUUUUGUUGCUCCACCACUGGUCAUGGCAAUAACAAAGUCUUAUAUCCCUAUUUUAGCUUUUGCUCAAAUGGCUUAUGGAGCUAGUUUCUUAUCUUUCUUGGGUGGGGUUAGAUGGGGUUUUGCUCUGACAGAAGGUAGUCCUGCUAAACCAGAUUAUCUUAAUUUGGCUAAUAGUGCAACUCCACUUUUAUUUUCAUGGUUUGCUUUCUUAGUAUCAGACAAACCCAGUGAAGCUAUAGUUUUUGUAAUAAUAGGUUUGGGGAUAGCAUUACACCUUGAACUUUUUCUUUUGCCACAUUAUCCCAAUUGGUUCAAAGCCCUGAGGAUACUAGUCACUUUGGUGGCCUUUUUUUCAUUUAUAAUUACUUUACUACUUAAAGAUAUUUAUCCAGAGAAAGGUCCCAAGAGACCUACUCAUGUAGGAUAAAUAUAAACCUCAGAUGAUAUUAGCUUGUGACAUCACCUUUUAAGCUUCUCUUUGACAUUUUUACCUCCACUAAUGA
Messenger RNA from Suncus etruscus (white-toothed pygmy shrew), 902 nucleotides. RefSeq names its product transmembrane protein 69-like. The transcript has a single exon. The record is from RefSeq and is a predicted model, not a curated record. Bases 83 to 826 code for a protein of 247 amino acids. Lineage: Eukaryota; Metazoa; Chordata; Mammalia; Eulipotyphla; Soricidae.